This is a messenger RNA of Cloeon dipterum, 886 nucleotides long. Its product is annotated as cuticle protein 8-like. Bases 16 to 732 code for a protein of 238 amino acids. Gene Ontology annotation, cellular component: extracellular matrix. NCBI's taxonomy places the organism in Eukaryota, Metazoa, Arthropoda, Insecta, Ephemeroptera, Baetidae. The record is from RefSeq and is a predicted model, not a curated record. The transcript has 2 exons.
GAAAUAAAACACCGAAUGAUCUUUGCCUUGCCUUCCGACCGACACCGGCCUGCUCGACUUACACACACCUUCCCGCCCGCCCGGACGCCCCACUAUCUGCACGCCUAUAAAAGGGUGCCGAGCCUCCCAACUGGCAUCACAACCAACCCAGCCUUCCAAGCAAACACAACCACCAUGGCCUUCAAGCUCGUUUCCGCCCUUCUGCUGGUCGCCGCUCCCCUGAGCAUGGCCCAGUACGGAGGCUACCGCGCCGUGGCCGCCGCGCCCGCCCUGGCCGUCGCCGGCUACAACGACGACGCCCACUGGGGACCUGCCGAGUACGCUUUCGAGUACGCCGUGCACGAUGACCACACCAAGGACAUCCACUCGCACAAGGAGUCCCGCAAGGGUGACCGCACCGACGGAGAAUACAGCCUGGUCGAGCCCGACGGCACCAUCCGCACCGUCAAGUACUACGUCGACGGCAAGAGCGGCUUCGUCGCUGAGGUCAUCCGCUCCGGACACGCCGUCCACGCCCCCGCCGUCAUCGCCAAGCCCGUCGUUGCCUACAAGCCCGUCGUCGCCGCCUACAAGCCCGUUGUUGCUGCUUACAAGCCCGUUGUUGCCACCUACAAGCCCAUCGUGGCUGCUGCCCCCGUCUACCAAGCCGCCCCCGCCUACCAGCACGCCGCCCCCGCCGCCACCAGCUACGUCCAGAACGGAUACAACAGCCAGUACAACCGUCACUACUAAGUUUUUUUAGUAGCAGCCCUAAUUCCCCCAGUCCCUAUGUGAUAUAGCAUCGCACCCCCACUCAUCAUUGUUGUCCAUUUCACAUCAUCACAACUCAAUACUUUUUUAUAUGAAAACGCUGAAAACCACGUGAAUAAAACUUUAUAAAAAAGAA